UAUUGAAUCUGUGUUUUAAAUUCACUGCUUCGACUGAGACCUUACAGAUAGUUGUAUGUGUGGGGUACAGAGAUGAGUCAUUUUAAACACUAUUAUUUCACACAGUGUGAGUCCAUGCAACUUAUUAUGUGACUUGUUCAGGAAAUGUUUAUCCUGAACUUAUUUAUGCUUGAAUACUUAUUACUUUACUUUUUAAAUUGAAUUUGUUUUUAAAAAAUCCCCAAAACAUAAUUCCACUUUGACAUUAUGGGGUAUUGUUUGUAGGCCAGUGACCCCCCAAAAAUCCAAAUGUAGUCCAGCUGUAACACAACAAAAUGUGGAAAAAGUCUAGGGGUGUCAAUACUUUCUCAAGGCACUCUAUACAUACUUUUUUUGGGGGGGGGUGGGGCCCCUAAGUGACCGCUUAUGUCACUUAUGCCUGUGUCUGGGCUUGAUGUAGCACUUCCGCUGAUUACUUAGCUAUCUUGCAAAAAAAAUAUUUACCAGGCAGGUCAAUUAAGAAUGAAUUAUUCUAACACAGAGACACAAUAUAACACAAUAUUAUAUUCUAACCCAAUUCGUAUUAUCAUAUUCUAACCAGAUUCUUGAUUUACUGAAUUUCCUAUUGUCAUACUCUAUUAAAAUAAUGUAAUGCAUGGAACAUAAUCAAUCAAUAAAUAGUAUGUCAAGAAUUUAUGAGAAGGGACAUCCUUGCCACUUGUAGACAGUGUCAAGUGUACAAUAUAGCGUUGAGCAUUGACAGUACCUAAGUUAACUACCCGUUUCCCCCAAUCACUCUCUCAGGUGAAGCACAUCUCACUGGAGGCCACAGGAGCUUUGUGAAGCCAGCGGAACACAACACAUGGAGAGAUGACCAACCAAUCACUGUUGAUGAGGGGAGUGGAACCUCAACCCAGCACGUUAUUGUGAUAGAGUCUGCAGAGGCUGCAGGUCCUGGAGUCAAGCAAGAGAGAUCUGAAGGAGAGAAGGACCCACGGCACAGCAGAGACAUCCAGACUGAAACAGCGGCUGUAGCCCCGGAGGACCUUACCGCCGCGCCCCAGGCCAGGACCAGACACAGCAUCUUGGAGGAGGAGGGUCCAGAGGUGCUGCUGGUGAAGGAGGAUGGUUGUGAGGAGGGUCUGGGGAACACUGAGGGGAACAUGGUCAUGGAGGACAACCAGACUACACCCCCUCCUGAACCCACAGAGGAACCGGCUGAGCUGCACAGGACCACACACUGUCUCACUGAGCCAGUAGACAUGGAGGAUGGGAAGCCUGAUCUGCUGCUGGUCAAAGAGGAGACGAUAGAAGACGAACCAGAGAGCAUUGACCUGAGUGGACUAAAGAUGGGGGAGCAAGGUGGUUGGCUGGAGGCUAACAGAGGAGACUGGGCGGCCGUCUUAGAUUUCCAGAUCCAGACGGGUGCAGCCAAGGGCCCAGGGGACAACAUUACCAAGCAGGCCAGGACCAGAGGUGACAUAGUGGAGUCUGCAGUCCAUGAGGACCAGCUGAUAUCUGGUGUUGCUGACGGAAGAGACUGGACAUCUGAGGUGGGUGGUCACAAACCCUGGCCCCAGAUCAAAACCCUGGAUCUGGAGCCAUCACUCUUCCUUCCCGAGUCAGAACUAGGACCCAACCGUGAGGGACAGGGACUCCACCACAACCACUACACAGAACUUAACCAGUGGACAGGUGGACUGAACCACCACAGUCCUGUUGGUCAUCAGAGAAACAGAGGUUCCAGUCUGCAGUCUGGGGCUGAUAGAGAUCAACCCUCCUGUUCCUAUGAUACAAACACCACAGUAUCCAUGAUGAACAGAGCAGGUCACCCUGGGCUUCAGCCUUCACAGAGAGUGAUGGGAGCCCCCCCUGGUGGUAGUCUAUCAGCAAGUCUGUCUUCUCCUUCAGGGCCUCGUCCAAUGCCUGGUGACUUGGUUCAUAGAAGGCCUGGGUCUAGCCUUCCUCACUUACCUCAGGUUUACCCCACCAAUACAGACAGUGUCAGGAUGGGCAUUCACCAUAAGAGGUACCUAGCCUAUAACACAGCACACAAUUCCAACAACACCCAAACAAUGGCUAUAGGUCAAGGAGGGAGCUCAAAAACUCUUGCUUCUACCUCCUCUGCUGUCAUUGGGUCACAAUGUGGGAGGCCGAGCAUUAGGUCGGACGCCGACAAGCCUUAUGCCUGCCCCACGUGUGGGAAGCACUUUGCUGAGGCAAGGUAUGUGAAGCAGCACCAGACUGUUCACACCAAGGACAGCUUCAAUUGCAAAUUAUGUCACAAGAGCUUCUCCUUCCUGAGUAGCCUUAUCAGACAUAGGAGUGUCCACAAUGGGAAGAAAUCGUAGCAGUGUGUCUUGAGAUGUACAUUAGGUGAUAUCUGGGAAUAAUUCUUUAUCUGACAUAUUAUAGUUAUAAUGUUUAGUGUCUUGGGAUAAGAGGGUAAUUAACCACAUACCCCUUUAACUUUGAAUUAUUUAACAGGCUUGUGUUAAUAACUGUUUUUUAGAGAGAUAGUAAACCUAGGCUAGAACAAGUAUAGUUCAAUAUUCUCUGGUCUGAUGAAACCAGGUUUGAACUCUUUGGCCUGAAUGCCAAGCGGCGCGUCUGGAGGAAACCUGGCACCAUCCCUACGGUGAAGCAU
This is a messenger RNA of Oncorhynchus tshawytscha (Chinook salmon), 2626 nucleotides long. RefSeq names its product zinc finger protein 205. The record is from RefSeq and is a predicted model, not a curated record. Lineage: Eukaryota; Metazoa; Chordata; Actinopteri; Salmoniformes; Salmonidae. Gene Ontology annotation, cellular component: nucleus. The coding region runs from base 1143 to 2330 and encodes 395 amino acids. The transcript is spliced from 6 exons.